AUGCAAUUUUUAACUAGGAACGUUCUAAAAACAUUCACAAAUGUACCCUUUCAUAGAUUUUCAUCUAAGAAAGAUCUUUAUGAACUAUUGGGUGUACCUAGAAAUGCUUCCUAAAAUGACAUUAAGAAAGCUUAUUAUGGAUUGGCAAAGAAAUACCAUCCAGAUGCAAAUCCAUCCAAAGAUGCAAAGGAAAAGUUUGCAGAAAUUAACAAUGCAUAUGAAACAUUAUCAGAUGAUAAUAAAAGGAAGGUUUAUGAUUAAGUGGGAAUGACUGGAGAUGAGUAGGAUUAGGCUGGAGCUUAGGAUCCAUUUGCAGCAUAUAGUAGCUUUUUUAGGCAAGGAGCAAGAGGAGGCAGAGCAUAAGAUUUCUAAUUCGAUGAAUCUAUCUUUGGUGAUUUUGCAUCUUUCUUCAAUAUGGGAGGAGAAUCAGAAAGAUAAAUAAAAGGAGCAGAUAUUUUUAUCUAAUUGGAAAUAUCAUUUAUGGAUAGUGUAAAUGGGGCAUAAUAGACAAUACAAUUUGAGAAGAUUGGAGUAUGUUCUACUUGUAAUGGAACCAAAUGCAAACCAGGAACAGCACCAGGAAGAUGCACUAAUUGUGGUGGUAGAGGUUCGAUAAAUUACAGAUAAGGAGCUAUGACAAUAUAAAUGGCUUGUACUAAAUGUAGAGGAACUGGAGUCUCAAUCAAGAAUCCCUGUACAACUUGCAAAGGAGCUGGAAUAUAGAAGUAAGCUACGUCUGAAGCUGUGAAUAUUCCAAAGGGCAUAGCUGAUGGAUAGAAUUUAAGAGUGACUGGCAAAGGAAAUAUUGGAGAAAAUGGAGGCAAGGCUGGAGAUUUGAUACUUAAAGUAUAGGUUAAGCCAGAUUCAUAUUACAAAAGAGAUGGAUAUGAUUUAAUCACUAAUGCCUAUAUUUCUGUUGCUUAGGCUGUGCUAGGAGAUUAAGUUAAGAUCAAAACACUUAAUGGAGAAUAGCAAAUAAAUAUAAAACCAGGUAGCUAAGAUGGGGAAAAAGUUAGAUUAAGUGGAUUAGGAAUUACUAAAUUGGCACCCAAUUCUAAUCAAAGAGGUGAUUAGGUUGUAAAUCUGAAAAUUCAAAUCCCUACAAAAUUGACUGAUCAAUAAAAAUAACUAUUUGAAGAAUUAGCAAAAUUAGAAAAAGUUGAAACACAAGGGUAAUCAUCAGCUCAUGAGGGUGUCUUUGAAAAGGUUAAGAAUAUUUUCCAUAAAUGA
Paramecium tetraurelia is the source of this 1230-nucleotide messenger RNA. RefSeq lists its product as uncharacterized. Gene Ontology annotation, cellular component: cytoplasm. Gene Ontology annotation, molecular function: heat shock protein binding; ATP binding. Lineage: Eukaryota; Ciliophora; Oligohymenophorea; Peniculida; Parameciidae. The record is from RefSeq and is a predicted model, not a curated record. The transcript is spliced from 6 exons. Gene Ontology annotation, biological process: protein refolding; response to heat.